Molecule: messenger RNA, 1476 nt
Organism: Candidula unifasciata
Lineage: Eukaryota; Metazoa; Mollusca; Gastropoda; Stylommatophora; Geomitridae
Source: the annotation of a GenBank genome assembly
AUGGGGUUUGUAACAGUGUGGCAGAGCCUACUGUUUCUGGAGGUCUUCACUAUUUGUGUAGCAAACAGUCCUCCUUCACUCUCAGGGAAAGUGGUGCCUAGGGUGAUAGCCAAACUGGGUAAGAAUACCAGACUCCUGUGUCCUGCCCAGUCUGAUCAUGAACUGACACAAUGGAAGAAGGAUGGACAGUCAAUUAACCCUGGCUUGGACAGGUUUAAGAUAUCCCGUGAAGGGCACCUGAGAAUUCAGGACACUGAGAUGAGUGAUGCUGGGCUGUACACAUGUAUUGCAACAAAUGGCUUUGGGAGUAUCAAUAUUAAUUACACAGUAAUUGUAUUAGAUGAAGAAAAUCAACUAUUCCAAGAAGCAGGGAAGCAGUUUAAACAGUUGCCAAAUGAAGAUCUUAACAAAGAGGGGUCUGUGCCAUAUUUCGAGGAGUUGGAAAAGAUGAGGGAGUCAGUGAACUUGGUCAAACCCACAGGCUCCACAAUUCGACUGAGUUGUCAGGCAUCUGGAAACCCAGCACCAGAAGUUUACUGGUUGAAAAAUUCUGUGCCUUAUGCUCAAAAGCGGCCUCACUCAACUCUCAGAUUACAUGAGAUUAGAGAGGACGACAGUGGUGACUACACCUGCAUCGCUAGCAACAGACUUGGAGAAGUAAACUUUACUUACCACAUCCAGGUCAUAGAUGAAAUACGUCACAAACCAAGACUGAUAGCACCGCACCCACUAAACCAGACAGUGGAUGUUGGAGCUACAGUGUCAUUUCAUUGCUUUAUUGAAAGUGUUGUCAAACCACAAGUACAGUGGUUAAAACGAGUUGACAAACCUGAAGACAUUCCAAGCCCAAACAUAACAUUAGUUGAAUACAGAGAUGAGAAGUUCAUGGUACUGAAAAAUGCAGGCAUCUUAUUACCUCGUCCGGAUGGGACUUACCUCAGCAAACUUGUCAUACAGACAGUUCAGCCAAGGGAUUCUGGGAUGUUUGUCUGUUUCGCUACAAAUAGAAAAGGUUUCACCACCAGACAUGCUUUCUUAGAAACACGGCAAGGUAGCCAUCAUGGUGCAACUAAAGUAGGCGAUGGUUCAUCGUCCUUUAACACUAAAUCCAGUGACUCUGAAGAUUCAUCUGACAGUGAACUCAAUUUGCCACUUUGGAUCGGCAUUCCUUCGUGCAUUUUUCUGGUGAUCGUCCUUUUAGUAGUAUUUAUCAUGCAGCGAAAUAAUUCUUGUCAGCGAUCAACUACGGCAAACAAAGUGCCACGACCGCCAGUGCCUGCUCAAGAAAGAGACGCAUAUUAUUACAGUAAUUACCAACAGCAGCAUACUAUAAAUCCUUUACUGGCAACACGAGAAAAGUUGCCAAAGACGCCAACACCGUCUGUUGAUAUGACAAGCUCCGAGUUUUCUUCUGUAUCAAGAACACAUCCGAACCCUUAUUUUUAUCAUCCAAAUCACGUGAUCUGUGGGCAGUGA